Molecule: messenger RNA, 1512 nt
Organism: Corticium candelabrum
Lineage: Eukaryota; Metazoa; Porifera; Homoscleromorpha; Homosclerophorida; Plakinidae
Product: phosphatidylinositol N-acetylglucosaminyltransferase subunit A-like
Exons: 13
Coding region: 103-1437 (444 amino acids)
Biological process (GO): GPI anchor biosynthetic process
Cellular component (GO): glycosylphosphatidylinositol-N-acetylglucosaminyltransferase (GPI-GnT) complex
Molecular function (GO): phosphatidylinositol N-acetylglucosaminyltransferase activity
Source: RefSeq, a predicted model, not a curated record
UCAAGCUUUUCUCUCGAACGAAGCUUCAUUCGCAAAAUCGACCCACCUAUCUAUGUUGUAAAUUAAAAUCAGGGAAGCAAAGACUGAAAUACGAUGUGAUUGAUGGCAGAGAAAGAAAGACACACAAUCUGCAUGGUGUCCGAUUUCUUCUAUCCCAAUGUGGGUGGAGUGGAGAGUCACAUUUAUCAGCUAUCUCAAUGUCUUAUUGAACAAGGCCACAAGGUUGUUGUUGUCACACAUGCUUAUGGUAACAGAACUGGGAUACGCUAUCUGACAAACUAUCUGAAGGUGUACUACCUUCCAGUGGCGACGUUCUAUAAUGGUGUCGCACUGCCAACCUGUAUUACUACCCUUCCUUUGUUUCGAGAUAUUUUUGUACGAGAGUCCAUCACUAUAGUUCAUGCUCAUUCUGCUUUCUCUGUUUUGGGUCAAGAGGCUAUCAUGCAUUCUCAGACUAUGGGACUUCAAACUGUCUUCACGGAUCACUCUCUGUUUGGGUUUGCCGACGCCAGCUCAAUCAUCACAAACAAACUGCUAGAAUUGUCUCUGGCUAAUGUCAACCACGUCAUCUGUGUUUCUAAUACAAGCAAAGAAAACACCGUCUUACGAGCGGGACUUCAACCGUCAAUAGUGUCGGUCAUUCCCAAUGCGGUGGAUUCAUCGCAGUUUGUACCUAACCCGUCAGCUCGGGCUUUGGGACGAAUCACAGUAGUUGUUAUGAGCCGUCUGGUAUAUCGCAAGGGAAUGAAUCUAUUAGCCGCCAUUAUACCAGCUAUCUGCACUGACCACGACAACGUAGACUUCUUGAUUGGUGGGGAUGGACCAAAAAGAAUUCUUCUAGAAGAAGUCAGAGAGAAACACCAACUGCACGGUCGAGUCAAACUCCUCGGGCCAGUUGAUCACGCCGACGUUCCAAACGUUCUAGUACAAGGUGACAUCUUUUUAAACACAUCACUCACAGAGGCUUUCUGCAUAGCGAUUGUCGAAGCGGCCAGCUGCGGAUUGCUGGUUGUGAGUACGAGAGUUGGAGGAGUACCGGAAGUACUUCCGGAUGACAUGAUUCGACUUGCAGAACCUCGUGUCAAAUCUAUGGUCGACGGACUUCACAGUGCUAUCGAACUCAUUAAUCUGGGCAAGAGGCCUGAUCCGGACGACUAUCACAGGCGAGUUGCUGCUAUGUAUCAAUGGAAGGACAUAGCAGCAAGAACCGAAACAGUGUAUGACAUUGUCACUAGAGAUCGUGAACUCACAUUCGUAGACCGACUCCAAAGAUAUUGUCGUGGCCGACCUGUUGGCGGGAUUAUUUACAGUUGUAUUGUCAUUAUCGACUUCUUGUUACUAUGCCUACUAACAUUUCUCAGACCAACCGAGAAUAUCGACCUUGUGCCAACGUUUGGCAAUCGUUUGCAAGACACGACAAACAAGCCCACCCAUUGACUACCACCUAAUUGUCAACACAACUGACACAAGGACGACUGAAGUCAUCAUCUAAUAUAGACUUUUCUAUCAAUU